This is a messenger RNA of Corylus avellana, 1321 nucleotides long. RefSeq names its product vestitone reductase-like. Gene Ontology annotation, molecular function: oxidoreductase activity, acting on the CH-OH group of donors, NAD or NADP as acceptor. Lineage: Eukaryota; Viridiplantae; Streptophyta; Magnoliopsida; Fagales; Betulaceae. The record is from RefSeq and is a predicted model, not a curated record.
AUGGAAGGAGAUAAAGGCCCGGUAUGCGUUACAGGUGGUACCGGGUUUAUAGGAUCAUGGCUCAUCAUGAGGCUCCUUGAUCGUGGCUACUCCGUCCGAACCACCAUUAGAUCUGACUCUGGAGCAGAGCAAAAGAAAGACACUAGCUUUCUUACGAGUCUGCCAGGAGCAUCAGAGAGGCUCCAAAUCUUCAACGCAGAUCUCAGUGAUCCACAGAGUUUCAAUGCACCCAUUGAAGGAUGCACCGGCGUCUUCCAUGUUGCAACUCCGAUUGAUUUUGAAGACAGAGAGCCUGAAGAAAUAGUGACCAAAAGAGCAAUCGAUGGAGCGUUGGGUGUCUUACAAGCAUGCUUAAAUUCCAAGACUGUGAAGCGAGUUGUAUACACUUCCAGUGAAGCAGCUGUUUUAUUAAAUGGCGAUCAGGAGGUUGACGAAAUGGAUGAGAGCUUUUGGAGCGAUGUAGAUUUCCUUAGAGCUUCAAAGUCAUAUGGACAUUUAGGCUCCUACAUGAUUUCCAAGACAUUAACUGAAAGGGCAUCCCUUGAAUUUGCAGAAAAACAUGGAUUGGACGUCGUAACCUUAAUUCCUUCUUUCGUUGUCGGACCCUUCAUUUGUCCAAAGUUCCCAAGCUCUAUUCACACAGUGUUGGCUAUGGUCUUGGGUGACAAGGAUCAAUAUAGUCUUCUUCUCAAUACAUCAUUGGUUCAUGUAGAUGACGUGGCCAGAGCACAUAUUUUUCUCCUUGAAUGUCCUACUGCAAAAGGAAGGUAUAUUUGUUCAUCAGAUGUUGUCACAAUUGAACAGAUGUGUCAAUUUCUGGCUGCUAGGUACCCAGAAUUUCAAAUACCAACAUUAGAUUCUUUGAAGGAAAUUAGAGGGUAUAAAAUGCCGAGUCUCUCAACAAAGAAGCUGUUAGAUUCUGGUUUCAAAUACAAGUAUGGGAUCAAUGAAAUGUUCGAUGGAGCUAUUCAAUGCUGCAAAGAGAAGGGUUAUCUCUAGUUCAAUGCUGAAUCUGCCAUUGGUUUGAGAUGGUGUAUACAUUAUCAAAUACGAGAUCUAAAUUCCGGGCCAAUACGAAUAAGAGAAAUGUUGAUGAAGCUUAUUCCUGCUAGAUUUGCUUCUGGGAAGAUUGUGAAUAUGGUGUGCCUUUUCUUUGUGUUGUUGUUGCUGUCAAGGUGGGUUUUGUUACUGCAUUUUCUGGGUUUUCUAAUGUCUUGAGGUUGUAGCUAAUAAGAGAGAUACAUGGUAUCAUUUGAUGCCAAGCUGUAAAAGAUGCUUUUAAAUACAAGCUUUUGCUGCUGUCCUGUUGUAAACAAAUUAA